Molecule: messenger RNA, 1497 nt
Organism: Vicia villosa (hairy vetch)
Lineage: Eukaryota; Viridiplantae; Streptophyta; Magnoliopsida; Fabales; Fabaceae
Product: PKS-NRPS hybrid synthetase cheA-like
Exons: 5
Coding region: 1-1497 (498 amino acids)
Source: RefSeq, a predicted model, not a curated record
AUGCAACAAUUGUUCAAGUUGGUUGAAGAAUCGGGUUAUGUUUACUGGAGCAGGAAAAAAGAUGAAUCAGAAGUUGUGAGAGAUAUUUUUGGGGCUUAUCCAGAAUCAGUGAAGCUAUUGAAUCUAUUUCCCAUUGUAUUGAUUAUGGACUGCAUAUACAAGACAAACAAGUAUAUCCAACCGUUGUUUGAAAUAGUUGGUAUGACAUCAACUAAAUUAACAUUUGUUGUUGCAUCUGCCUAUAUGGAAUUUGAGCAGAGAGGUACUUUUUGUUGGGUAUUGGAUAAGUUGAAACAGUUGUUUAUUAAGCAGGAUUUUUGUCCACAAGUAAUUUUGACUGAUAGAUAUCUUGCUUUAAUGAACGCCAUUGAAACAAUAUUUUCAAAGACAACUAAUUUUCUUUGUCGAUUUCACAUCAACAAAAAUGUGAAAUCAAAGUGUAAGGAUCAUGUUGUGGAUAAUAUGCGAGAAACUGUGGAGAAAAUGUGGUAUGAACUUAUAAGGGCUGGUGAUGAGAUGAUGUACCAUCAAAAAUUGAAACAACUAGAGGAUGUAUGUGUUGACUCCAAAGAUUUUAUUAAUUAUGUGAUUGACACAUGGUUGACACCGCAUAGACAUCGAUUUGUCAAAGCAUGGGUCAAUCAAGUGUUACAUUUGGGCAACACCACAACCAAUAGGGUGGAGUUUGCGUAUUGGAAACUUAAGCAAAUGUUAAAGAAUAAUUUAGGUGAUUUAUGCAAAUGUUGGGAGGCUAUGAAUGACAAUAUCAAGAUACAAGUGGGCAACAUCAGAGCUUCAUUUCAGAAGAGUUUUUAUGAAGUUAAGCAUGCACACACUAGUCCUUUUUACGCAAAUUUGCGUGGUUCAGUAUCAAGAUUUGCAUUGAGACAGAUUAUUGAAGAGUGGUUGAGGAUUGACAUGGUAGGUACAAAUACUAAAAAAUGUAGAUGUACUCAUAGAAAAAUAUAUGGGUUACCAUGUGCUUGUGAGUUAGGGAGAUAUACAUUAAGUGGUGAUGCGAUACCAAUUGAGGCUAUUCAUAUUCAUUGGAGAAAACUAAGUAUGGAAGAUUACAUCAGACCAUUUAUUGAUGACAUUGUUGAUGUAAGAGAUCAUGGAAAUUGUGGGUUUAGAGCCAUUGCAUCUUUGAAUGGUUAUGGCACAGAUGGAUGGUCAAUGGUUCGUCGGGAUUUGGAGAAAGAAAUUAUAAGUCCUAGAAGCAAGUUGUAUGAGGAAUUAUUUGGUUACCCUAGUUUGAGUUACUUUCCUAAGACGAGUGCACAUUCACCUAAUGCAUCCAUUUACUGCAUUGGAUUUGUAAAUGGAAACCAUUGGGUUCAGGUAAACAUGAAUGAAGGAUUUCUGUUGCCACCUGUCACAACUGAUUGGAAGAAAUAUCGCACAAAAGAUGCGACUUCUUGGAUGGUAGGAUUUGCCGGGCGGCUACAACAUUGGCAACAUCUUACGCCUAUACUGCCAAAAUAUGUUAGAUUAUGA